Tupaia belangeri chinensis (Chinese tree shrew) is the source of this 805-nucleotide messenger RNA. It is a transcript of the gene CTSZ, whose product is annotated as cathepsin Z. NCBI's taxonomy places the organism in Eukaryota, Metazoa, Chordata, Mammalia, Scandentia, Tupaiidae. The record is from RefSeq and is a predicted model, not a curated record. Gene Ontology annotation, molecular function: cysteine-type peptidase activity. Gene Ontology annotation, biological process: proteolysis.
AACAUACCCGCGGCCUCAUGAGUACCUGUCCCCAUCGGAUCUGCCCAAGAGCUGGGACUGGCGGGACGUGAAUGGCGUCAACUACGCCAGCAUCACCAGAAACCAGCACAUCCCCCAGUACUGCGGCUCCUGCUGGGCACAUGGCAGCACCAGCGCCAUGGCAGACCGGAUCAACAUCAAGAGGAAGGGUGCGUGGCCUUCCACCCUGCUGUCGGUGCAGCACGUCCUGGACUGCGGUGACGCCGGCUCCUGUGAGGGCGGCAACGACCUGCCGGUGUGGGAGUACGCCCACCGGCACGGCAUCCCCGAUGAGACCUGCAACAACUACCAGGCCAGGGACCAAGAGUGUGACAAGUUCAACCAGUGUGGGACGUGCACCGAGUCCAAAGACUGCCACGCCGUGCAGAACUACACCCUGUGGAAAGUGGGCGACUAUGGCUCCCUCUCCGGGAGGGAGAAGAUGAUGGCAGAAAUCUAUGCAAAUGGUCCCAUCAGCUGCGGGAUCAUGGCGACCGAGAAGAUGGAGCGGUACGGGGGCGGCAUCUACGCCGAGUACUACGACCAGGCCUACAUCAACCACAUCGUGUCCGUGGCCGGCUGGGGCGUCAGCGAGGGCACGGAGUACUGGAUCGUCCGGAAUUCCUGGGGAGAGCCGUGGGGCGAGAGAGGCUGGAUGAGGAUUGUGACCAGCACCUACAAGAACGGGACAGGGGCCAGUUACAACCUUGCCAUCGAGGAGUCCUGUACGUUCGGGGACCCCAUCCUUUAAGGUGAUGUUUCUGGAACAGCAGCUUUGAGAAGUGAC